AUGGGUGUCGGAGAUUAUGUACAUUCAAAAGAAGCUGGUCAACACAGACCACCUAAGCUUGAUGUCUCCAAUCAAUCACGGCAGCAGAUAGCCGAACAGGCAAGGGUUGAAGUUCCGACACCAAAAUUGAUUGCGCCCACACCUCUGCCAAUCAAUAGACCAACUCAGUUUGAACACUACGGUGGCCCGCCUGCUCCUGGGGGGCCACAAGGACCAAAUGAAAAUGGUGCGAAAAAGGACAUGUUUGACACAGAUGUGGAAGGUAUCGAUGACUCGACCAUUGCAGCGACGAGUGUCGCUGGUGUUGAGGAUCUUCCAUACCGAUUCUCUCCUGCCCCGAAUGCUCGACAGCAAGGUGCUGCUGCGAACACUCUGCAUCAAUUCCAACAAACACGGCGCCCUUUUGACUCCCAGUGGUAUGACAAUUUUGGGGACAGGGCCUUGAAAACUGCUGGAUUCGACUCAGAUGAAACCGACAAUGAAAGUCAGCUAACAUCAGUGGCGGGUGACGAUGAGGCCUCCGAUGGAACCAACGAAUCGGUGGUUCCUAUCAGAAAACGCCUCAAUGAUGAGCCUCUGAGCAAACGUCUGCAGAACUUCUGGAAUGCCGGCCGAAAGACGUACCACCAGCCGGAAAAUCAGGCUCAUGUGGAGUCGAAGAUCCCAACUUUCACCCGGUCAAUACAGGACGCUAAACGGACUAGUCAAGUCCUACCUGCCGCUGCACCUAGGAAAGUUACACUCCCUCCUAAUACGAAUGCAACCCCGAGGACAAGAUUCAGCCCACCAAAGCCUACUCUUCUGGAACAAUUAGACUUGACCCCUACACGUCGCACCCCUGGUCCUCGGCCGCAACAAUCCCAGAGGAUUACGAGCAUUGAAACUUCAGACUCCGUGGAAAAUGUAGGCCUCGGGUUCUUUUCAAACAACUACGGCAGACGUGGUAGCAUGCAGUCAAUAACCGCUUUUGACGUGACGAAUAUCGAUGCCCUUAAUGACGAUGAUGACCCCAUCAAUGAUCCCUUCUCCCGACGUCUCUCAGUCCAGCGUAUUAGUCCGGAUCAACACAACCCAAAGAAGCGUCAUAUCGAACCUGACUAUCCGCCAGAUAUACUCUAUCAGAAGUCAUUUGCUGAGCUCCAAGCGGAGCCUUUUGAUCAUAUUCCAGCAGCCGCCCCAUCACCGAACGCAACCCAGGAAACGCAACCCGACCCAGAAGACAAAAUCCCGUACCUUAUGAAUCUUUCCGAUGCCGACCGUCGCACUUAUUUCUCCAAUCUAUCAAUGGACGAAUGGGAGGAUUGCGGUGAUCAGUUGAUAGAUCAAUUCACUCAGAUGCUCACCAAGAUGAAGGACCUGCGUCAUGCUCGACGAAAAACGGCCGCUAUGUUCGAAGCCGAGGUCAAGAGAAGACACGAGAGUGUCGAGGAGCAAUCUUCUGAUCUUUCUAGAAAGCUAGAUGAAAUGAGGACCGGUGGUGUUGAGGUACUACGUGGUCGCACUCCGUGA
Aspergillus caelatus is the source of this 1509-nucleotide messenger RNA. RefSeq lists its product as uncharacterized. The transcript has a single exon. Lineage: Eukaryota; Fungi; Ascomycota; Eurotiomycetes; Eurotiales; Aspergillaceae. Gene Ontology annotation, cellular component: RNA polymerase I core factor complex. The coding region runs from base 1 to 1509 and encodes 502 amino acids. Gene Ontology annotation, molecular function: RNA polymerase I core promoter sequence-specific DNA binding; TBP-class protein binding. The record is from RefSeq and is a predicted model, not a curated record. Gene Ontology annotation, biological process: nucleolar large rRNA transcription by RNA polymerase I.